Lucilia sericata (common green bottle fly) is the source of this 1967-nucleotide messenger RNA. RefSeq lists its product as uncharacterized. The transcript has a single exon. The coding region runs from base 168 to 1466 and encodes 432 amino acids. The record is from RefSeq and is a predicted model, not a curated record. NCBI's taxonomy places the organism in Eukaryota, Metazoa, Arthropoda, Insecta, Diptera, Calliphoridae.
UUGACGGCAUCAUUUGUUAUUGUUUUAUUUUGUAUUGUUUAUUGCCCGGUUGGAUUAUUAAUUUGAACAUAAAAUUGAAUUUUUAACCAAAUUCUUCUUUAUUUUAUAAUAAAUUUAAAGUGUUUUUGUAACUUUUUCCAAAAAAAAAAUAUUGUAAUCCAUGUACAAUGGCCACGAAAAAAGAAAAUAUACAAAAACUAAAUUAUCGCAUCAAACUGCUGGCUGGUAAUAAUGUGGUUUUAGUGGAAUGUGAUAAUUAUGAAUCGGAAAUUUUCAUGCCACAAAUUGUAAAUGGAAGAAUAACAUUUCUAAAUAUAAUACCCAAUCGUCGCUGCUGUCAAGUGACCAAAACAAAUGUUAUGAAUUUUGCCCUGAAAGAAUCGAAGCCGGCCAAAACCUAUCUAAAGGAGCAAAAUGUGGAGAAUGUUAAAAAAUUAAAUAGAUUUUCAGCCGGGGAUGCAGGUUUUACUCCUAUGAUAGCACCUUUAGCUAAUAGUACCCCAGCAAAUGUAAAGAAGCGCAGCAGUUGUGGCAGCCUUGCAGCGCAACAAUCACUUAACUCAAAUACCUGUGGUAACUCAAUAGAUAUUAGUUUGCCGACUCCAGAAGCUGUUAGAAGAGCUGCUCCCGCACCUACUAAAUUAUUAGAAAGAUCUAUGGUUAAUCUACCGCCAGGCAUUAAAGUGGCUCGUAUUUAUCAUAAUGCCAUAGAGGGUACACCCAAAAAAGUUGGUCGCUUGGUAACUUCCAGCAAACAAACCAGUGGUAGACAAAACUCUGCUAAUGUGUCCAUAUUAAAUGGCAGUUUUAGACUGCCUUGUUCACCAGCUCCCUCAAAUUACAGUAGUUAUAGCAGAUCUACAGCCAGAACAGUUUCUUCAUCGACAGCCUUAGAUUCUAUAGCGAAAUGGCAAAAAGUUUUAACACCCGUACGCACUUAUACUAGAAAAUCCAAAAACCCGGUAAUGAUAAAACGUCCUGUCUCCGUGGAGAGUGCCAAAAAGUCCUUAAAACCUGUACGCAUUACACCCACUUAUCUAGUGAAUCCCACCCAAGGACCUAAUGUAACACAAGAAAUUGAAAUAAAGAAACGUAGAUUAGUUAUUGAUAGUAAAAUCUCCAUAUCACCUAAAACUUUUAAGAAACAACAAACAGAACCAUUGGAAACAUAUAGACCUAAUAGUAAAAAUAUUUUGCAAACAAAUUCUUUAAGUUUUCACAAACCCCGCCCCGUAAGGGAAACAAUGGCAUUGAGUGCUUUUGAUCUGUUAACCAAUUCGAAUCAUCAACGCUGUAUGUCCGCCAAAUUAAAUGAACAAUUUCGUAGAGGUUGUGUUAAUAAGGCCUCCUCAACGUAUAACAAAUAUAAAGUGUUGUCCACUGUGCCGCCUUUGCAACAGGAUGAACAAGUUUUAGAAUUAAGUCGUAUUUCUUUGUCGCCACGCAGCCACCAGCACGAAAUGUAAUGUGAGUAAACUAAGAAGAGAUAACAUAUAAAUUAAUAAUUGUUGUAAUUGUGAUUAUUGAAAAUUGAUUUUUUUUUUUUUUUUUUUGUAAGAAAGAUAAAAAAAAAUACCGGGAACAAUUUUAUUAGCUCAAAAACUAGUUUUUAAAAUGACUGCAAAUAGGCUUCACGAAUUCGAUUGUAGUUGUAGUUGAAGUUUUUGUUUAAAUGUUCAGUUCUAGAAUUAAAUCUGUGAAAGUUUUUAUCAAAUUGCCUCUUUUGGAAUAAGUUCUAGAACUAGUUCUUAUUGUCUGAUAUUUGUUUGAAAUUGUCAAGAAUUGAACAAUUUUGAAAAGCAGGAGAAUUUGCUUUCAUUCUAAAACUAGUUGGUUAAGAACGAUAUUUGUUCCAGGUUAAACAUGUUUAUAUUUGUAAAAAUUAGUAAAUAAGUUUGAAAAUUUAUUUUAUAAAUAUAUUUUAAGUAAAAUUUUCAUAAAAUUGUUUAAUUAUUGUUAAAUUAAAG